Molecule: messenger RNA, 1942 nt
Organism: Diceros bicornis minor
Lineage: Eukaryota; Metazoa; Chordata; Mammalia; Perissodactyla; Rhinocerotidae
Gene: RHBDD3
Product: rhomboid domain containing 3
Exons: 7
Coding region: 610-1770 (386 amino acids)
Cellular component (GO): membrane
Molecular function (GO): protein binding; serine-type endopeptidase activity
Source: RefSeq, a predicted model, not a curated record
GCUAUUCCUCUCUAAAGAGCGCCGGACGUGACGCGCGGGCCAAAAUAGCACCAAAGGGGCCGGAGCGGCCGGUGAGCGUGUCUUGGUAUCAAGCCGGAGUGAUUCUCCGCACGAGGCUAAGUCGUACGGAAUGGUUACGUCCGCUGGCUCUAGGGACCGUCUCUGAAGAGUCUGCCUUGGAGGGAAACGGAGGCCGGCGGGAGGGUUGGGGGAAGGGACCCGGGCCUAGAACAACUGCUGACUAAUCGGCGGGCGGCGGCGGAGGGGGUGGUGCGCCGGCCGGUCGGCAGAGGUCACGCGCCCGACUGCGAACAAAAUGGGCUCCGGGCGCUCGCGCCGUGGCGGGAAGUUAGAGUCCCGACUCCCAGGCGGGAGCCCCCCGCGGGCUUCCGGGGGCGGGGGGCGCGCUCCGCAAAGGGGAAACUGAGGUCCAGGGAAUUUGGGUACUUUUCCUAAAGUCACAAAGCUGAGUCUGACCUACACCUUGGGACCCCCAUUCUCUUCAUCACCCGGAAGACUCUUACCCGUCUUUAUCUUCCCAUUCUGUCCUCCUGGCUUCUCAGUAAGCACACACCCCGAAGACCACCCUUGACCACCUUCAGCCCAGCUAUGCCUGCCAGAGGCCCCCCUGGCCUACUGUCACCAGCGCUGCCUCUCGCCUCCUCGGUCCUGAUGCUGCUCAUGAGCAGCUUGUGGCUGGUGGGGGCUGGCCCCAGCCUUGCCCUAGCCCCAGAGCUGCUGCUGGACCCUUGGCAAGUGCACCGGCUGCUGACCCAUGCCCUGGGCCACACGGCCCUACCCGGCCUGCUCCUGAGCCUGCUGCUCCUGCCUACACUGGGCUGGCAGCAGGAGUGCCACCUGGGCACACUGCGGUUCCUGCAUGCCUCUGCCCUGCUCGCCCUGGCCACCGGGCUAAUGGCCGUGCUGCUGGCAGGCCUCGGGGUGUCCAGUGCAGCCGGUGGCUGCGGAUACAUGCCUGUCCACUUGGCCAUGCUGGCGGGGCAGGGUUGUCACCCUAGACGGCCCCAUGGGGCACUGCCACCGCGGCUGCUGCCAUGGCUGCUGCUCGCCCUGACGCCGCUGCUCAGCUCCGAGCCACCCUUCCUACAGCUCUUCUGCGGCCUCCUUGCUGGCCUGGCCUAUGCAGCUGGGGCUUUCCGGUGGCUGGAGCUCUCCGAGCGGCGACUGCAGGCGCUGCAGGAGGGCGUCUUGUGCCGGGCCCUGGCAGGGUGCUGGCCACUCAGGCUUCUUCCCCCGACAGGCAGCCUGGCUAAGCUGCCUGUCACCCAUCCUGCUGGAGUGAGGCCUCCCAGCCCCGGACCUCCUUACAUGGCCUCCUCUAGCCUCUGGUUCCGCAGUGAAGGCUCAGCCCCACUCCCGGCAGGCCUGGGGCCUGCGCAGCCAACCUGGGAAGGCUCCUCAGAGGUGGGCCAGGCCUGGGCUGGGCCCAGCUUCCCCGCAGGGACCCAGCUGUGGGCGGCCCUGGAUGAGCAGAUGCUACAGGAGGGGAUCCAGGCCUCGCUCCUUGAGGGGCCAGCCCAGGGUCCUGAGAGCCCACUAUGGCUGGCCAAGUCCUCCGUUUCCUCUCUGCGGCUGCAGCAGCUGGAGCGCAUGGGCUUCCCCACGGAGCAGGCAGUGGUGGCACUGGCAGCCACAGGCCGCGUGGAGGGUGCCGUGUCACUGCUGGUCGGGGGGCAGGUGGGCGCCGAGGCCCUGGUGACUGAGGGGAGGGGCAGGCCUGCCCACCCCGAGGGCCCUGGGCCCCCCUAGCACAGGCAGGCCCUCAGGUGACUAGAGGCCUGGCCUGUGGGUAGGUAGCCCCAGCCCCUGCCCUGUGUGCUCCGAGUCAGAGUGGGAUGUAGGGGCACCCCUGGGGGCAGGAGAGGCCCCUCCAGCUCCCCACCCUCGUACUGUUUAGAAUAAAAACCAGUUCACUUUUCAA